Messenger RNA from Seriola dumerili (greater amberjack), 958 nucleotides. Its product is annotated as protocadherin beta-1-like. Gene Ontology annotation, molecular function: calcium ion binding. Gene Ontology annotation, biological process: homophilic cell-cell adhesion. The annotation marks the transcript as partial. The record is from RefSeq and is a predicted model, not a curated record. Lineage: Eukaryota; Metazoa; Chordata; Actinopteri; Carangiformes; Carangidae. The transcript has a single exon. Gene Ontology annotation, cellular component: plasma membrane.
AUGAAACGGCAAGUACUGUUGUUAAUCUCCAUCUUCUGCCUGAGUUCUGUGAACGGACAGGUCGGCUACUCAAUUCCAGAGGAAAUGGCAAAAGGCUCUUUGGUCGGUAACAUAGCACAAGAUUUGGGUUUAGAUGUCAAACGUCUUAAGUCAGGUAAAGCUCGCAUUUACACGGGAGACAGUGCUCAGUACAUAGAACUGAACAGAGAAAGAGGAGUCCUCCUUAUUAAAGAAAAAAUAGACCGCGAAGCGCUCUGCAGACAGACAACGCCUUGCGCUUUGCAUUUUCAAAUUACGUUAGAGAACCCAUUAGAAUUGUUCCCAGUUACUGUAGAAAUUACCGAUAUUAAUGACAACGCUCCAGUGUUCCAAAAGGAGGAGAGAAGAUUUGAAAUAAGCGAGUCUGCAGUCAUCGGCUCUAAGUUCUUACUCGAGAAAGCGAUUGACCCUGAUAUCGAACGGAAUGGUCUUCAGAGAUACACUCUAAAGCCGAGUGACAAUUUUGUGCUUAAACUGCAUUCUCAGUCUGAUGGAAGCAAAAAAGUAGAGAUGAUUUUACAAAAACCUUUGGACCGAGAGAAACAAGAACACAUAUCAUUGGUUUUAACAGCGGAGGAUGGAGGAGAACCACAAAUGACAGGGACAAUGCAAAUUCAUGUGACUGUGUUGGAUGCUAACGACAAUGCCCCUGCCUUCAGCAAAUCUGUUUACAAAGCAAGCAUUACAGAAAAUUCCGCAAUAGGAACACUCGUUACUAAGGUCAGCGCUUCUGAUGCAGACAAAGGCUCAAAUGGAGAGGUGACCUACGUCAUCGGGAAUAGCAUGGAUUCUGUUUCGAAGUUAUUUCAUAUUAACAGUCAAGGCGAUGUGGUAUUAGAAGGUCCAAUAGACUAUGAAAGAGAAAAACAUUAUCACAUCGACAUAGAGGCUGUUGAUCAAGGUGGACUCUCAGAUUCGA